Messenger RNA from Pocillopora verrucosa, 1287 nucleotides. RefSeq names its product protein HGH1 homolog. NCBI's taxonomy places the organism in Eukaryota, Metazoa, Cnidaria, Anthozoa, Scleractinia, Pocilloporidae. The record is from RefSeq and is a predicted model, not a curated record.
CAUGGUGGAUCAGAUUGACCAAAAAGCUGUAAAAGAACUAUUGCCUUUUCUCUCGCUUAAUGCUCGAGGAGACGUGAAAUCGUUGGCUCUUGAUUAUAUUUUGGGACUUUCUGGUUCUGAUAGUGGAAAGCACUUCCUGAACCAAAACGAAGAAUACUUGAGAUGUAUUUUGGAACUGACGAGAGACUUGAACUCCAACAUUUCCAGAGAUGCAUACUCUACGAUCGUGAAUUUGUCUGCAGAACUCGCCAUCUCGGACAAACUCCUCAAAUUCAACAUCAUUGAGCCCUUUUUGAGCUAUGCUCUUAAACAAACUAGUGAGCACGCCGACAAAGUGGCCAUGAUUUUGUCCAAUGUAACAAGAACAGAAACUGGAUGUCGUGAAGUUCUCAAGGUUACGAACACGUCUGAGGAAUGUAGUUUAUACAAAAUUGUAGAAGUGUUGUGCGUAGAGAAGUAUAAUCCCCGCGCUGAACUGAACUAUCUCGCCACUUUUCUUUCGAAUUUAACGCAAUUACAAGAAUCACGAGACUAUAUUUUGGACAGGGAUUGCUGUGUUAUUCAACGCCUUCUUCCAUUCACAACCUACAGUGCCUCACUUGUAAAAAGAAGAGGAAUUGUGGCUGUACUAAAGAAUUGCUGCUUUGAGUCAAGAAGCCAUCAGUGGUUAUUAAGUGAUGCUGUGGACAUCCUACCACACCUGCUGCUACCACUGACAGGACCGGAAGAAUUUCCUGAAGAUGAGAUGGAGAAACUACCCCCUGAUCUCCAGUACAUGGAUGAUAACAAAGAGAGAGAAAGUGAUCCAGACAUCAGGAACAUGUUAUUGGAAGCCUUACUUCAGUUAUGUUCUACAAAACAUGGCAGAGAGAUGAUGAGGAAGUUUAACAUUUAUGUUAUUCUUAAGGAGUUAUUCAAUUGGGAAGUAGAUGAAGAAGUAAAGAAGUCAUGUGGAAAUGUGAUUCAAGUUUUAAUAGCAGAUGAACCAGAACCAUCCAUGCAGGAUCUAAAACAGGUGCAGAUUCCAGAGGAGGUCAAGAAAAAGUUUGAUGAAGAACCACAGACAAAUAUACAGAAUUCAUAACACCUAUGAUAUCAUGAGUUGACAAAAAAAGCACAACUUUACUGAAUGCAACUUUAGGUGGGGAUAUACUCUUGGCUUAGUGAAUGACAAAUCCCCUCUAAUGUUUUAAAAUAUCCUGCAGCCAGUGAGGUUUUAGAGGUUGAGAGUGAGCAUUGUUAUCAAUUGGUGAAAAACUCAAUAAAAUUUGACACAUUUUGGCUGGA